AUGUCUGGAUUGUUUUGUAAAUAUUGUGUUUUGUUUAGCGAUAAAGGUGGUCGAUAUAAAACUAUUCAAUUAUUCAAAUUUGUUUCUAAACCAUUUCAAAAAUAUGCCAAGCUCCUAGGUAAAGACGGAGAUCUAGAAAUUCAUAGCAGAAACCAUUAUCAUGUAGCUUGUGUUGAAGUUGCAGAUAAUUUUAUGACUACUUUUAAUAAUCCAAAAAAGGAAGUUAUAAAUUUGAUAAAUACCGAGAGAAAAAAACAAAUUGAAGAAAACCGGAAUCGUUUGAAACCUAUUGUGGAGUCUAUUAUAUUUUUAGGUCGACAGAAUAUUCCCUUUCGGGGCCACCGUGAUCACGGUAAUUUUUUUGAAAAUGAUCUCGAAAAAAAUAAAGGUAACUUUCGUGAACUUCUACAUUACCGAAUCAAUUCUGGGGAUUCAAUUCUAGAAAAUCAUUUGAAAACUACACAUUUUAAAGCUACAUAUAUCAGUCCUGUUGUUCAGAAUGAACUAAUUGAAUGUUGUAGAACAAUUGUAACAGAAAUCAUUUUAAAAGAAAAAAAAGAAUCAAAAUUCUAUUCCAUUUUUUUUGAUGAAACUACUGACAUUAGUCAUUCAUCUCAAAUAAGUUUAGUUAUACGAUACGUACAUAAAGCAGUUGUAAAAGAAAAUUUUAUUGCGUGUAUCGAUUGUCAUGCAUAUGUUUACAAUACAGAUACAGAAAAAAACUUAGAACCAAAAUUAAAUGGUGAAGUUUUGGGUGACGCAGUAAUUUCAUUAUUACAAAAAUUUGAUUUAAAUCUUAAAUACUGCGUGGUCAUUGGAACAGACAGUUGUUCAGUUAUGGUAUCGUUAGUGCGAGGAGCUGUGCAAAAAAUUCAAUCCUUUGCCAAAAAUGCUAUCCAUUGUCAUGUGCAAAUCAUGCAUUGA
Messenger RNA from Macrosiphum euphorbiae (potato aphid), 924 nucleotides. The record is from the annotation of a GenBank genome assembly. Lineage: Eukaryota; Metazoa; Arthropoda; Insecta; Hemiptera; Aphididae.